Nothobranchius furzeri (turquoise killifish) is the source of this 2658-nucleotide messenger RNA. RefSeq names its product piggyBac transposable element-derived protein 4. The record is from RefSeq and is a predicted model, not a curated record. NCBI's taxonomy places the organism in Eukaryota, Metazoa, Chordata, Actinopteri, Cyprinodontiformes, Nothobranchiidae.
GGUAUUAUUGGAUCACGCGGGCAUUCAAAUUACUGCGAUUUCGGCGUCCUAUGGUCCGGAAGUAAAUGGGUGUUAGGCACUCGAUCGACACAUCAAAUAGCCAAUGAAAUUCCGAGAACAACGGGCUGAAGGGUGGAGUUUACAAGCAAACAGAGCUUCUGCACGUGUGGUUCCACUUGGACUCUGUUUGGAUAAUUCAGAAUAAACACAGUAACGCACUAGAUCAUUAAGACAAAAUGGCAAAACGCACCUCUAAAGCAAACCCCAUCGAAGAGGAAGUCGCUGAGAAAUGUUCCAGAAGAGAGAGUGAUUAUUCUGAGGAUUUUUUGUCAGAGGAGGACAGUGAUGCCUCACAUGUUUACUCUGGAGGGGACAUGACUUCUGAAGGGGGACAAACCGAUCUGGACAAUUCUUCUGAUGAUUCAGAUGAGGACUGUGUCUCUGAACAAAGAGAGUCCUCAGAGGGAGGACUCCAUCCCGAUCCCAUCACCUCAUGUGUGAGAGACACAAACAAAAGAGCAACAGGACAUGGACAAGGUAGAAGAGGGGGAUGGGCAAGAGCCAGCAUGAGCAGCAUUUAUGGAAUGACAGAAAAGUACUGGAACGAUACACAGGUUGAGGACAUUACCCCCCCACAGCCCACCUUCAGACCCCUGCGCCCACCCGGACCCCAGCUUAGUUCCACAUCCUACAGACCACUGCAGCUUUUUCAGCUUUAUUUCACAAAUUCUGUUCUACUGACAAUAAUUCAGAACACUAACCAGUUUGCUGCCAAACACAUGUCAACAACAGAUGUCCCAUGGACUUAUUUGUCUGUACCAGAGAUGCUCAGUUUCAUGGCUUUGGUCAUAUUUAUGGGAUUUGUGAAGUGCUCCUCAAUUGCAGAUUACUGGAAAAGGGCAAAACUGUACGGACUUCCCUUUGCCAAGUCAGUGAUGACCUGUAGAAGGUUCCACCUGAUAUGCCGAGCCCUGUGCCUUAGCAGUAUGGCAGAAGAUGCUGUUAAUGAUCAGAAGAAGGGGACACCAGCGUAUGAUCACUUGUGCAAAAUCAAACCUUUGUAUACUGAGCUGAGGGACGCAUGCAAAAAGAACUAUCAUCCCAUGCAAAACAUUUCUGUCGAUGAGGGUAUGGUUGAAUCAAAAUCUCGCAUCGGCCUGAAUCAGUACAUGAAGAACAAACGCUGGGGCUACAAGCUGUUUGUCCUCGCGGACUCUUCUAGUGGCUAUAUGUGGGAUUUUUUUGUGUAUGAGGGAAAGUCACACAAAAACAGUGGGAAAGGGAUUGGUUAUGACUCUGUUGUGCAUCUGGUCAACACCAAUCUGCUGGGUGCUGGUUAUAAACUGUUUGUGGACCGUUUUUACACAAGUCCCUUGCUUUUCCGUGACCUGCUUCAACAAGAGGUCUGGGCAUGUGGAACCAUCAAAGCCUACAGGAAUGACAAUCUGGACUCCCAAUUGCCACGAGGAGCCAUCAGGUGGCUGAGGAAAGACUCCAUCCUGUUUGUCCAGUGGAAAGACACCAGAGAUGUUUUUCUUUGUUCCACUCUGCACACAGCCCACGGAGAGGACACAGUCCAGCGGAGGGUCAAAGGUGCAGAUGGACAGUGGACCUGGAAGGACAUCCCUGUUCCACCAGCAAUGAAGGAGUACAACCGGUACAUGGGGGGAGUCGAUCUAUCAGAUGCACUGCUAGGUUACUUCAAGGUCCAGCACAGAACACAGACUUGGUACAAGACUUUCUUCUAUCUCUUCAUGGAUGUUGCCAUCAUUAAUGCCUUCAUCCUGCAUAAAGAACUUGCCAGGAGCAGAGGGGAUGUUCCCUUGAACCAGAAGGCAUUCAGGGAGACUUUAGUGGUCGAGUUGGCAAAGGUGGGCUCUGCCAACACCACAGCUGAGCCGGCACCAUCUCUUUCCUGUCAUCACAGACCUGUGCACAUAUCGGGACACAGCACAUUGGGGCGCUUGAGAUGCAGACUUUGCCAGGCCAAGACUCCUAUAAAGUGUGCUACUUGUGACGUGCCCCUAUGCUUUAUUCCAAGUCGAGACUGCUACAGUGAUUGGCAUGAUGAGAGCAGCAAAUGAGUCAUUUUAAAGAUUGCAGUUAGUGGUGUUUGUAUUGUACAUUGUUUAUAGUGUAAUAGUGUGUUUAUAAAUAGCUUCACUUUCUACCAUGUUCACUUUAUUAUAUGCAUAAAAAACUUUGCUCAUGAAAAAUCUGUCUGUGCAUCUUUUACUCUUUGCAAGUAAUAUUGAGAGUGGAUCUGCAUGUUGGAUAGGACCACAUGUCUGUCAAGAAUAUAAUUAAUCCAGUACUCUUAAAUUUUACUGGAUCAUCUGUAGACAAUGAGAGACAAAGAAAUGUUUUUUGUUUUUAUGUUAUGGAGGCAGUCGGCGGUGCUGUCCUGGAGGAUGUACCACCAACCCAUGACUACUGUUAGCAAGUAAGUAAUUUAUGUAUGACUCUCUUACAAAAACAGGGACUUUAUUUGCUGAAGAGUCACAAUUGUUAUACUAGUGAAUCCAUAAACCAUCUCCUCGUUGCCUUUUUCUGAUUAUGUCUUAGAGAUGCGACAGCCGUGAGCUGAGCCAGCACAGGAAACCCUGUUAAGGGUUGUUUUACUUAUAUUUACUUGAACCAUCUAUUGUAUUGCAGAGG